This is a messenger RNA of Mycetomoellerius zeteki, 906 nucleotides long. Its product is annotated as lysosomal aspartic protease. Gene Ontology annotation, molecular function: aspartic-type endopeptidase activity. NCBI's taxonomy places the organism in Eukaryota, Metazoa, Arthropoda, Insecta, Hymenoptera, Formicidae. Bases 1 to 906 code for a protein of 301 amino acids. The transcript has 6 exons. Gene Ontology annotation, biological process: proteolysis. The record is from RefSeq and is a predicted model, not a curated record.
AUGAGGAAUAUUGACAUCCAUCGACAAGUUACUUUGAGGUCUAGUGUUGGUAUCAUAAAGGAAUCUUUAUUUAGAGACGACAAUGCUGCAUAUUAUGUCAUUAUCUCAAUUGGAACUCCACCGCAGAAGUUUAAAGUACAAAUCGACACUGGUUCCUCAGAUCUCUGGAUACCAUCUCAAAACUGCGAUCUUAAUACCCUUACUUGCUCGACACAUAAUAGAUAUGAUAGUAAAAAUUCCAGUACAUAUAUACCAAAUAAAAUUCCAUUUAAUAUUCUAUACCGUGAUAGUAGUGUAUGCGGAUACUUAUCUACUGAUGCAAUGAAAGUGAGUCAUUGUCAAGCAAACAUGACAACCGAAUCGGGAUUCAGCUUUGUUUAUGCGGAAUUCGAUGGCAUCUUAGGAAUGAGUUAUCCCCAGAUAUCUUUCGAAGGAGUAACUCCUGUUUUUAUCAAUAUGAUUGAUCAAGGCCUGGUAGAGCUACCAGUUUUUAGUAUCUAUAUAGAUCGGCAUGUUAAUUCUGAGAAGUAUGGUGGUGAACUGAUAUUGGGUGGCUCCGAUCCUUUUCGUUAUGACGGCGAGUUGACGUAUAUUAAUAUUACUCGCAAUGGAUACUGGCAAUUUACAGUGGAUAAGAUUCGAAUAGAAAGUAGCACCGUAUGCGCGAAUGGUUGUCAAGCUGUCAUCGAUUCGGGCACCUCUAAUCUAGUAGGACCGUCAUCGGAUGUCGCUGUUAUUAACAAACUGGUCGGAGUUAUUACUUCUAACGGCAAAACAAUUAAAAUCCGAUAUGGAUUUUGGGUAAUGUAUUUCUUCGUCGGUACUAUACCGAGUUCGACAUGGGUCACUACAGAAUGGGAUUUGCCCCUGCAAAAUAAUGUUGUGUCCUUCGGUGCAACAAGAUAA